Molecule: messenger RNA, 849 nt
Organism: Sphenostylis stenocarpa
Lineage: Eukaryota; Viridiplantae; Streptophyta; Magnoliopsida; Fabales; Fabaceae
Source: the annotation of a GenBank genome assembly
AUGUCUAGUCAGUUGGUGGAGAAGAAGCAAAGGCCUCAUCCAGAACAAGCUCUGAAAUGCCCAAGAUGUGACUCCACCAGCACAAAAUUUUGCUACUACAACAAUUAUAGUCUUUCUCAGCCAAGAUAUUUCUGCAAGUCUUGUAGGAGAUAUUGGACCAAAGGAGGAACACUGAGGAAUGUUCCAGUGGGAGGAGGAUGUCGAAAGAAGAGAUCAUCGUCGUCGUCAUCAUCAUCAUCAACAACUUUAAAGAGGGAUCGUGAUCAGGCAUUCACACCCAAUCUUAACCCAAACACUACAUUCCCUCAGUUGUCUUAUGACUCCAAUGACUUCACUCUAGCAUUAGCUAAUUUUCAAAAACAAUCAUGUGGGCAAUUGGGAUACAACGACCAUGGUCAUUCUAUUUUGGGAAACCCCACAGGCUCCUUUUGUGACAUUCUUAGCAAUUCAGGCAUGAAUUCCUCCUCAUCAAACCCUUCAUUUUUGGACGCAAUUAGAACUGGGUUCCUUGAAACUCAAAAUCAUCUUCAGAAUUUGUAUCAUGUGUAUGGAAAUGGAGACAUGGGGGAGGUGGAUAAUGGCAAUUCUGGUGGCGUUGGGGUCAGUGUUGAGAUGAUGCUCCCUUAUGAUCAAGUGGUGGGCAAUGCAACCACUCAAUCAGUGAAUGCACUAAUGAAGCAUGAACAGUGUGGUGGUAGUGAACAAAGUGAAAGGAAGGUAUUGGGGGGUUUCCCUUGGCACCUUAAUGCAUACACAAACAUUGAUGAAAUUGAUCCAGGAAGAGCAAUUGCAAGUUGGAACAGUUUCACAUCUUCUUGGCAUGAGCCUCUCCAUAGUCCCCUAAUGUAG